AUGCCUGGCGCCACCUCUACCGUCGAGCCCGGUUUCUACAACCGCAUCCCAGGACCCCUGGGACUGGCCUCCGCUUCGCUGGAGGGCAAGGUCGCCCUAGUCACCGGUGCCGGGCGCGAGAUGGCAAUGGAGCUCGGUCGUCGCGGCGCGAAAGUCAUUGUGAACUACGCCAACUCUUCAGAGUCAGCCGAGGAGGUCGUACAAGCCAUCAAAAAGUCAGGCUCCGAUGCCGUCGCUAUCAAGGCCAACGUCUCUGUUGUGGAUGAGAUCGUCUCCCUUUUUGAGCAAGGUGUAAAGACCUGGGGUAAGCUCGACAUUGUCUGCUCUAACAGCGGCGUCGUCUCUUUCGGGCACGUCAAGGACGUCACACCGGAGGAGUUCGACCGCGUCUUCAACAUCAACACGCGAGGCCAGUUCUUCGUUGCCCCCGAGGCGUACAAGCACCUCGAAGAGGGCCAAGGCCGUUGCCGAAACACGCCGUCUACUCGGGCUCCAAGGGCACUAUUGAGACAUUUUGUCCGCUGCAUGGCCAUCGACUUUGGCGACAAGAAGAUCACCGUCAACGCCGUCGCGCCCGGCGGCAUCAAAACGGACAUGUACCACGCCGUCUGUCGUGAGUACAUCCCCGGCGGAGCCACCCUUUCCGACGAUGAAGUCGACGAAUACGCCGCCGGCUGGUCCCCAGUUCACCGUGUUGGUCUGCCCAUCGACAUCGCUCGCGUUGUCUGCUUCCUCGCCUCUCAGGAUGGCGCCUGGAUCAACGGCAAGGUCCUCGGCAUUGAUGGCGCCGCCUGCAUGUGA
Messenger RNA from Verticillium alfalfae VaMs.102, 801 nucleotides. Its product is annotated as tetrahydroxynaphthalene reductase. Bases 1 to 801 code for a protein of 266 amino acids. The record is from RefSeq and is a predicted model, not a curated record. NCBI's taxonomy places the organism in Eukaryota, Fungi, Ascomycota, Sordariomycetes, Glomerellales, Plectosphaerellaceae. The transcript has 4 exons.